This is a messenger RNA of Gaeumannomyces tritici R3-111a-1, 1188 nucleotides long. RefSeq lists its product as hypothetical. The record is from RefSeq and is a predicted model, not a curated record. The transcript is spliced from 4 exons. The coding region runs from base 1 to 1188 and encodes 395 amino acids. NCBI's taxonomy places the organism in Eukaryota, Fungi, Ascomycota, Sordariomycetes, Magnaporthales, Magnaporthaceae.
AUGGGCGCGGCAGGCUCGUCCAGCUUUGCGAUAAGCCCUGAACUGAAUGAUUCACACGCCGGGCGCGCCUUGCAGUACGCAAUCGCUAACGAGGCCGAAGCUCACGCGCGGCAGAGAGAGGAUGUGAUGUUUUCGAGCAUAUUCCACCAAGUAAACCAAACAAUCGCCGGCAUAUGUCAUCGGCGUAUCAACAACCAGGUCAAGCCGGGCGACUUGACCUUCCCGGCCGCGCUGGAGACGCUUGCCUACAUUUUGCGACGAAUUAAUUCGGUGGGCCUGCGGGACGAAGCCGGGCAGGCGAACCAAUACCUUUUGUGCCUGCCCCUUUCGAUGCUGUCCGGCGUCCGGCAGCCGUUCGGCCUCGUGCGCGAGCCGACGCCCCGAGAGCUCGCCGAGUUUUCGCUGUGCUUCGGGCCGACCACGCGCGCGUUCGAGAAAAACCGCUUCGGCGACGCCAAACGCAGCCAGGUCCUCGUGGACAAAGAGGAGACGCAAAACAUCGCGGCGGUCGCCAUGGGGCUGAUGAACGCCGUUGUAGGCAAGCAGGCUGGCCAUGCCAACACCUGGUUGGUUGUUCCCGUCAACGGCUUCGACCCUUCGAUCGCCCGGUGGCUUUUCUGGGCCUCGCCGAACUGCGCUUACGCACAUAACCGUUCCCCGCCUCCUAUUACGGCCCAGCACGUUCCCUAUACCCGCGUCGCCUCACGCGCGAGCCCCCCUGGACCAAAACGCAACAAGCGCAAGAAGAGCGGGCCACUGCUUACAGAAAGGGAGGGUAUCAAGGCCGACAGCUCCUGCGGCCGAUCCAACCUCCAGCGGCCGGAGGUUACGCAGCAGGAUCUCUCAGGGCCUCGGUGGGUCGCGCAGGAUCCUGAUAACGGCGUCAAGGAGCUGACCCGCCAGAUAAUCAAGGAGAUAUGGAUCUUCCCCUUUUGCAAUGUCGAUACGUCGCUCCUGAACCCGUGCGACGGCGAUGGCGAGCGAGAUACAUCUCCAAAGUCACUCGACUUCCUGAGGCGGUAUCUGCGCUGGGAUCUGGACGGCUGUCUUGUCAAGCCCGAAGAGGUCAUUGCCCACGAUCUUUUCGCGGGCCUGAAGACUCCGAUGCUAGUUUCUCGGAUUGCUGCUUCCCGGUACGGGUCUCCGACCAAGCGUCACAGGCCUAUCAAUCUCCCGGCCCCUGCCUAA